This is a messenger RNA of Corticium candelabrum, 4623 nucleotides long. RefSeq names its product epidermal growth factor receptor-like. Gene Ontology annotation, cellular component: signaling receptor complex; plasma membrane. The record is from RefSeq and is a predicted model, not a curated record. Bases 31 to 4377 code for a protein of 1448 amino acids. The transcript is spliced from 24 exons. Gene Ontology annotation, biological process: cell surface receptor protein tyrosine kinase signaling pathway; protein phosphorylation; multicellular organism development. Lineage: Eukaryota; Metazoa; Porifera; Homoscleromorpha; Homosclerophorida; Plakinidae. Gene Ontology annotation, molecular function: ATP binding; transmembrane receptor protein tyrosine kinase activity.
ACACAUUGCUACAUAUCUAAGAGUUGAAGUAUGUCCCCGCCCACAUUGCUACACAAGUUCCGAUUUGCUGCUACCAACCCAUCCGCGGCAUUGUCCGCCUGUAAUUCGCUCACCUGGAUGCUACGCGGAUCUCUCUCCUUUCUCACCUAUUUAACGCUGUUCGUUGCUCAAUCGAGCGUCUCCACAGCUCAACAGACAACCAACAGUGACAUUCAACCUUCAAGGUGUCCGUCUGUCAUUUUGACCAACACGUGGAACGAAGAAACCAUUCAAAAGUUUAGAGGAUGUGACAUCAUAGAAGGCAAUGUGGAAAUCACAACCUGGAUAGACCACCUAACAGACACUCUAGCUUCAUACCUAGUGAAUGUCACUGAGAUAUCCGGAUAUCUCCAGCUAGAAAACUUACAACAUGUUGAGAAUUUCACUCUGUCUCAACUCAGACUGGUUCGGGGUCAACAAACAGUGCUGAGAGAUUUACAAGGAUUUGGAUCGAGAAAUUACUCUGUGAUCAUUACGAAUGGAAUGAGAAUAGAGGAAUGGCCGUUUGUAAACCUGCAGGAGAUCUCACGUGGAGAUGUCUUGUUGUAUGACAUUCCCAGGUUGUGUAAUGUUGACACGAUUGAUUGGGAGGACGUACAGAAUAGACGAGUUAAUGGAGUGGUGACGCACAAUGUUGGAGUGGCUGCUGGUCUAACGUGUAAGUCGUGUAAUGAGUCGUGUGAUGGAUACUGUUGGUCGCCUCAGGUUUGUCAAACAAGAAGUCUAAAGAUUUGCAGUCCUGUGUGCAAAAGCCAGCGUUGUACAGGACCUGGUGUGUUUGACUGCUGUGACUCUCAGUGUGUUGGUGGAUGCUAUAGUACAAGUCAGUGUGUGGGUUGUAAGUCAUUUCAAGAUGGCAACGUUUGUGUUGACAAAUGUGCAUCUCUUGAAGUCUACAAUCCAAGCACAUUUCAGUACGUUUCCAACUCGGACGGCCGAUUCAUUGUAGGAUCUCAAUGUGUUCUUCAGUGUCCAAACACUAUGUUUUCUGAUGGACAACAUUGUGUUGAUAGCUGCUCAUCUGGAAGUUAUGCUAAUGGCUCAGUGUGUGUUCACUGUGCUGGUGUGUGUAAGCACACUUUAGAGUGUGUUGGUGGCUUGUUUACCAGUGCUAACGCUGAGACAUUUCGAGACUGUACAAACAUCACGACUAAUUUGACAAUUUCUGGAAGUGUCACGUCUCCUGGUGAUCUGGAGAUGUUGAGCUCUAUUCGUUACAUCCACCAUUUCUUGAAAAUUGAUGCUGUGAAUAACAUCAAGUCUCUAAGCUUUCUUCGUAAUUUGGAGGAAAUUGCAGGAGAACAACUGGAUUUAGACGUUUUUGCGCUUGUGGUGGAUUCUAACAUACAACUGGAAGAGCUUGGACUUAUCUCUCUACGCAAGAUAUCUAAGGGAAAUAUAUUUGUUGGCUAUAAUUCCAACUUGUGUCUAAUCAUCAGUAAAGCUAAUCUUGAGGCAGCAGGAAUAAUUUCAGUUGAUCAUAUAACCUUUACUACCAAUUGUGGUUCUAAUUCUAAACCUACUUGUCACACACAAUGCAAGGCUUUUUCCGGAUGUUGGGGUCCUAACAAUAAUCAGUGUCUUGCUUGUCAAGCAUUUGACGACACUGGAACUUGCGUUCCUAAUUGUGACACAGUAAGCUCUAACAGGCUGUUGUAUGCACACACAGCAAGUAAGACGUGUGUAGAAUGCAACGAACAAUGUGCAGGUGGCUGCAGUGGUUCGAAUGCAGACGACUGUGACCGAUGCAAGACUGUUCAAGAUGGACCAUUUUGCAGAUCUAGUUGUCCACCGGGAAAGUAUCCCAACGCCACAGGUCACUGCUUGUGGUGCAACGCAGCAUGCAAAGAUGGAUGCUCGGGUGGUAGCAGCAAUGUGGGUUUGGGUGGCUGCAAUGACUGUGAAAUAUUCUUGCUAAAUGAGAACGAAACAUUAGCAGUUCAGUGUGUUACCCAACAAUCAGGGUGUCCUUCUGGCAAGUACGAAGUUUUGAUAUCUGAACCAGUUGAUCAUCCUUUUAUUCUUCAUCGAGUUUGUCGACAAUGCGACCCACUUUGUACCAAAUGUUCUGGUGCUGGAGCAGCAAACUGUGACUCGUCAACCUGUUCACACGCUUCCGACAAUGGACUUUGUGUUGCAUCUUGUCCAGCUAACAAAUACGAAUCAUUAAAUGGCACAUGUGAGCCCUGCCCACGCAGUUGCCAUGGAAAUGGCUGCAGGUUAAUAUCUCAAAAUGCAAGUAACUGCAGUGACAGUUCAUGUCAAGCAAAUGCUACAACAUCUAAAGCAGCUGGAAGUAUAGAAUGUAUACCAUGCCAUUUCUAUGUGCUCGCCGCAAAUGGAAUGACAACUUGUGUGGAAUCGUGUCCGUCUGAUCGACCGUUUGUUAACGCAUCCACUCGUUCGUGUUCGGAUCAAUGCGCUGCGUUUAUCAUGGACAUCAAUGGUACAAAAAUUUGUUUGUCUGAAUGUCCAGAUGAGAAACCAUUUGGUCACAAGAAAACGUUGACAUGUUACCAACAAUGUCCGUUUGACACGUUUGUUGCCCCUGAUGUACGCAAUGUGAAUGUCAAGUAUUGUAUUGACUGUCACUCUGAGUGUCGUCGACGCACUGGAAGUAAUCAGACGUGUGUGAAUGCUUCUAGUUGGGUAGGAGCUUGUCUGCAUGGUUGUCAGAAUUUUCGCGAAGGAGGCAAGUGUGUGGCAAUGUGUGGUGAAGGAAAGGUGUCUGUUACUGAGGAUCCAGUGGGUGGACAUGAUGUUGAUCAGACUUGUGUGGAGAGUCGAGGAUCAAUACAGUCAACGAUACAGUCAACGAUGCAGUCAACGAUGCAGUCGGAUGAGACUUCGUCUGUGAAUAACAAUCCGGAGGCAGUUGAUCAAGGGGACUCUGACAAUUUCGUUUUUAUUGUUGCUGGAGCUGCAGGUGGCGGAGGCUUGCUUCUAUGCUUUCUUAUUAUUAUUGUGUGUUGUGUGUGUCAUCGACAACGUCAAAAACAUCGUCAAAUUGAGUUAGUUGUUUCUAAUGAUUAUGUUAUGAAACCUUUGCAAAAUGGUAAGAGACUUACUGGUGAACGUAGGCUUGUAAUGGUUGAUGAAAAGCAUAUAGAGAAACUGGAUCUCUUGAGCCAAGGCGUGUUUGGCUCAGUAUACAAAGGCACGUGGUCACGCAAGAAUAUUCUAGACAAAACAACUGUUUCUCUUCGAGUUCUCAACAAAGGUGGUUCGAGAAUUUCUGGCAAAAAACAUUUUGAAAUUCUUGCAUCAUUUGGUCACCCACACGUUGUCAGUCUGUUGGGUUUGAGCAUGACGUCUGAUGUCAUGCUUAUUUAUGAGUUUGUGCCUUUGGGUACUCUGGCAUCAUACUUGAAGAGUCACAAGACGAUUCUCACUGGGGAGGACUUGCUGUCGUUUUCUAAGCAAAUUGUGGAGGGAAUGAGUUUUCUUGAGGCUAUUAGAAUUCUGCAUCGCAACCUUUCAGCAAGCAGUGUUUUAGUUGACACUCCAUCAACAGUGAAAAUAGCAGACAUUGCGCUGCCUGCCAUUGUGAACGUUGGUGAAUCAUACUACAAAACAGAAGGCCCAACAGCACCAUUGAAGUGGCUUGCUCCUGAGUGUCUUCAGAAGCACAACUUCUCACACAAAAGUGACGUCUGGGCAUUUGGUGUGACGUUGUGGGAGAUCAUGACUCUUGGCAAUGUGCCUUAUAAAGAUGUCCAAAUUAAUGAGCUGCUUGGUUUGUUGAAAGAAGGUCGCCGACUGCCUAUACCGCUUUCCACUUCAAACUCUUUGUAUUCAAUUAUGCUGCAGUGUUGGAAUUAUACUUUCAGCAACAGACCUGAUUUUCAACACAUAUUAAAUGAAUUAAAUCUUGCUUUAGAAAAUAGUUCCGAAUAUGUCACGAGUCCGGCGGACAUUGCAAGGAGAAAUGCCUUAGCAGGAAGUGGGACGGAAAGUGCAUACACUGAGCUGGACUUUGAUCAGACAGAUGACAAAGACGACGAUGGAUAUGACCUAUCAGCGGGGACAACAACGUUUCCUGGAGACGGUGGAGAUUGGUACACUGCCAGUGGCAUGUAUAUCAGCCCGUUAAGCUAUGCUGCAAGAGACAAGCUGUCUCCGUCACCGAUGUCUCUGAGUGCCAAUCCAAUGUAUGGCAGUCAGGACCCACUCAAUGUCAAUCCACUGUAUCACGGUCAAGACCGUGCUGACAGUCUAUCGGCAAGAAAACAUGAAAAUAUACUGUAUGUCUCCAUGGAGACAAUGAAAUCAAGUGAAGUAAACGAAUCGAAAAACGUUCUAUACGAGUCACUUGAGUAUGAUAAUAGCGAACGAUAAUGAGUGACUGUUUAGUUGAUGUAGGAAGAUGAGAUAUCUACAGUAACUGCCUGGUUUGUAUCAUGCAACCGUAGAGAUAUUUGUAGUUGUGAAACAAAGGGGUGAGUCGUCUAUUUAGAAAUAGUUAGUGAUGUAGAAAGUGUGGACGACCUUUUAGUACUAGUUGAAUAUUUGUAGUCUGUUGUCGAUUUUACAUGCAUUUGCAGUACUCAGUUGGAGUCAGUAGUAAAAUGUACUAUCCGUGUA